AUGGACAUACAGAUUGUCGUUGCAAUUGUGAAGAAGUGUGUGAAUUCAGAAGAUGGUCAGGUUGAUAUUACGAUAAACAGUAGAAAGUUCGUGGUGGAGAUUGUGACUUUGAAACCUGAAAGUUUGUUCAAUACCUCGUUAUCUAGUUCAUUGUAAGUAAUAUUCUUUAGAAAUUAAGUUUUAGAGUUGAGUCUGUUCACGGUGCGGUGGAUUGUCAAUAUGAACAUCGCAAGACUGAUAGUGAUUUGGAAGUAUUUCAAAAGAUAGCCGAGAAUAUUGGAGUUAGUUGGGUCAAAGUGACUGAGGACUUCAAUACCGAUGUUACCUAUCGUAGAACUUGCAGUUCUAGCCAUCUUAGACCUGUUUUAUGCUUCAUUGAGCUCUGGGACUGUGUUAGGAUUGUUUUUUAUGGCCACGACAAGUUGGAGUCUUUAUAUUCUUAUGCUUUACACUCUUUUCAAACUAUCAAAACUGAAUCUCCAGUAAGUCAGCAUUAAUAAAAAUACUUUUUGUUUUAUUUUCAUGUUAAAAAUUGUGGAUAAGACGUGAUUUUAGGUAUUCAAUAUCCUUUUGUAUCAGCUGGUGAAUAUCCAGGAGUUUUUGGCAUCAAAAAAGAUUUAUCCAAUAUUUUCACCUCAUAGUAUUAAUGCCGAUUCAAACUUAUGGUUGAAGAUAUCACUGGACAAGCUUUUACGUCAGAAUAACUUUAGUUUGUUGGGAGACACACUUGCUGAAGUCGAGAAGUCAGUUAAAGAUGUGGAUUACAGUAGACUGUGGGAGAUAACACGGGCAUGGAGGGAUUGGAAGAUAUCUAACUACGAGUAUAUUAAUAUUCUGAAUCAGUUUUCAGGUAAUUUAGUUUUUUUUAUUUUCUAUUGUGUUUUAUAUUAACGUUGAAUAGUUUAUAUUUUUAAUACAUAAAGAUUCUUACUGUGUAGCGUCAAAAUCACUAAUUCAGGUCGUGUUCAUGGUGACCCUCACAAACACCCGAUAUUUCCAUGGGUAGUAGACUUCACGACGUUUGAAGGUGGAUACCGUGACCUUACGAAAAGUAAAUACCGUAUUCAGAAGGGAGAUGCUCAGCUUAUUGAGCAGUAUAAGCGACAGCCGGCUCAUCACAUCCCAGAAUUGUUGUCAGAACUGAGUUACACUAUGUAUCGUGCUCGAAUAGAAUCCAAAGAUAAUUUAAUCAGAUUUGUAAGAAAGCAGGUAAGUUUAAUGUCAGGUUAACAUUUACAACAAAUGUGUUACCUAUAACGGUAGUAUUUAUUAUAUUAUGGUUUUAGUGGCUUCCAGAAGCCUACCCUGCUAAUAUGCGACGGUUGUUCGAAACGACUCCAGAUGAAUGUGUUCCAGAAUUCUACGAUGAUCCGAACGUCUUCAAGUCUAUUCACAACGACCUCUCCGACCUUCAGAUACCAGAAUGGACUGAGACUCCAGAAGACUUCAUAAAGUGGCACCGUGCAAUGUUGGAAUCUGAAGAAGUUUCUGCCAACCUGCACAAGUGGAUCGACCUUGUUUUUGGGUAUCUAUUGUCAGGCCCUGAAGCUGUGGAAGCUUUGAAUGUUCAUUUAUGUUUUGUGAGAGUAGCACCAUCCGAUAGGACUGUUGGUGCUGUUCAAUUGUUCACGAAUCCGCAUCCAAAAAGGAAGCUGAGGUCAGAGUUGGAUGAAGUUGCUUCUCCAGAUGAAGCUACGUUAGGUUACCCAGAUGAAUACUUUCCAAUCGACCGGUGUGACAUGGUAAAACCUGGAGAAUCGUUCAACUUGAGUCAGUUGUUAGAACAGUUCUACAAAAAACAUGUAAGUUUCAAUUUUCGAGAAUUCUGCUUUGAAAUGACUUCUUCUACAAGUGAUGGCAACAAGUGUUAUAGGGUGGAGUAAAAGAGUACGUCCAAGAGAGUAUAAUCAGUAUUGGCGUCACGAUCGUGGAGUUGUGUCUUCCAGAAUUCUGUCGAGAUCUGUCUGAGGAUGCCAGCUUUGAAGACCGUUAUGCUCGAGCUCAGGGACUGGUCAUCAACAGACCGAACAGAAUACCUCGACAUAUUAAAAAGGCCAUCCGUAUUCUAUUGAAUGUCUCUGAAGAAGACAACGAACUUAAUGUAAGGUCUUGUGGAUAUUGCUGGUUGGGCACAAUACUGUUACUUUUAUGUAUAUAUACACAUAUCGUAGUCGAUGUUCAAUAAUGUAGUAAAAUAGCACCUUGAUAAUGGCCGUUAUGUGAUAAGGAUUUUUAGUUAGCUUUAAGAUGGUUUCUAUAAGUUCUAUGGCAAUGCUAAAAUGAUGUUUUUAGAAGUACUCGCUUACCUCAAGCCUCCGGAACUUGUUGUUCUUGCCUCACCAAGUGUUUCCUGUUCAUGCGCAGCUCUCGACAUAUCAUGCCAUAGACAUAGACCUUAUGGAUGCUAUUUGCAAUCAAGAUGGUGAGCGUUUAUUGGCUUUUUUUGUUUUUACUUCUUAAAAAUUAACUGUUCAUGCUUCUCUUACCACGGUUAUAUUAAUAAAAAAAUAUCAUCAGAUGAUUCAAUACUUAAUGUUGAUUGUUUUCAGACAAACGAAUAGAAACGUAUUACAUGGAGAGAGUAGACAUCCUAAAGGAUUGUGUCGAGUUUUCUGAUUAUUCGUCGUUGUGGGUCGACUACUUCAUCGACCUACUGCAAGACCUGAGGUUCGCCGUCAAUGUUUGUAGAAAGUUGUUCUAUCGAAUAUCUGAGUUUACUGGUAUUGAGGAUGUUAAGGUCAUGAUACCUCCGAUUUCUAGGCUUUUUGAGUACAAUAUUCCUGAAUUGGCCAAAGUAAGCGUUUUUGAAAGGAAAGUAGUUACCAUAUUUUAAUAUAUUAUUCUGUGUUAUAUCUUAAUAAUUUAGCUGUUCGAACGUCAUUUUUUGAUACAAUUGUCGAUGCGUUUUGGCACAAAAGAGUUCUUCAACAGUUUUCUGCCUAGAGUAAUCGAAGCUUUACUAUCAAUCGAUAGGAAUCUGAGUGAUGUGUCAAGGGAGAGUGUGCUAUGGUUGUCCAAGAGAUACGGUCCUAUACUUACUGGAAAGCACAUUACCCCAAAUAUACUCAAGCUACUGGCUCUGUGCUUCUCGGAUCAAAAGAAGUCGGUUGUCAGCGCUAAAGAGGUAUGAUCUACCGAGUUGCUUAUUAUAUGUUUCUUAAUUACCUUACUACAUACAAUCAUUAGCUUGCCUUCUUUGAUUUCUACUGCCAGUAAUUUUACUUCUUUUAGAUGAACCUUGACUUGCACGUUGAAGGUGACAAGUCAGCCAAAUUAGUCGUGAACUGUCUGGUGGACCUGGCCGUGAUCUAUGGGCCAUCAGUGAUAACUCUACACUACCUUCCUUACUGCGCUGAUCUCAUCGAUCAAGGUCUUCGAAGACUCAAUCUGGCUUCAGAGUCCGCGUUAAUUUCAUCGAUGGAGUUGGUACAGUCCUGUUGUGAUUGUUUGAGUGACAAACAACUGAUGGACGACUUGAACGAACUGAUUGUGGACAGGAUCUUCAUUCCAAUGUCACGCCUUUUGUCAUCUCAAAAUGUCACAUUCUCAUCUGACGAUGCCCGACGACUGUUGGCGUGCAAAGCAGUACGAUCGUUCCAUUUGUUGGCAUGCAGAUUGGGAGGAGAGAACGUCCAGAAGUACAUGAAGGUGGUGCUCCAGAAGCUGUUCUCCACGUUCAGUAUGUUGUAUGACAUUGAACGAGAAGAAGGUCGAGACCUUUUUAAGGUGGGGGAAGGUGCUCCACCUCAGUUAGUCGUUACGUUCUGUCCAGAGUUUGCUUCGCUGCUUCUGAAGGCGUUUUCGAGAAUUUGUGGAAGGAAGUACCUGAUUGAACUGAUACCAGAUCCAGUAUUAGUGACACAUCUUGCAUCUACAUGCUCGGCUGAUCUCGAGAAUGGUAAGGUAGUAGUGAUCUCGUCCAAAACUGCAUUUGAAUCAUUGUCAUCGCUUCUGAAGUUGUCACAAGUUGUGGAAACUCCACCAUCCUUGUCGAUGGUGGCGUCGUUUGGUAGUGGAAAUCGAUUAUGCCUUCAAGAAGACAUGUCCGACGAGUAUUCGAGGGAUGUCAUGCCUUCUAGUUUCGACCCAGGGUCCAAUAAUUCGUUACAGUAUGUUAGCACCACACUUAAAGUUGGUAGUUGUAGAAGAUGUUGUUUUAUGCACUUUUUGACCAAAGUAUACUAAAUCGAAUCAAAAGUUUAAUUUAGUAAGCCUUAUCUACUGUUUGUUUAAUGUUGUAAUCGAUCGUAUUCCAGCUCCAAAAUGGUGGGUUCGGACAUGUCACCGCAUUUAUCAGAGAACUGGGUGCAACGCUUUCGCUCGGCCUUAUCAGCGACUUCAGACGACUUGACCUUCGAUCAGAUAAGCUUGGUCACGUACUCUGGUCACACCAACGCCAUCAAGAAGAUCCGAGUGCUGGACAACGAGAACUCCUUCAUCAGUGCAUCGGCCGACAAAACGGUGAAAGUGUGGUCGAUAAAGACCUCGGAGGAAGCGUCACAAAGCCAGUGGACUUACCGUAACCACACCAAACCCAUCCAAGAUGUACUCUUUAUGCCCGUCUCCUCCACAAUCGUAUCUGCUGACAGUUCAGUACAUGUCUGGGAUCCAUUCAGAGGAUCUGUCAUACAUCAAGCCGGCUGGCCAACAGGCUCCUCCGACCAGUCGAUUGUUUCUCUGCAAAAAAUUGACAAUUAUUCGAUUGCGGCAGGGUCAAGUCACGAUCAUGUUGUACGGUAAGGGCAAAACAUAAAAUGUCACUGUAAAAGUUAGGAACUAUAGUAAUGUAAACAUUUAUUGCUUCAAUAAAUGUUUACGUUGCCUAUUACAUACUUCAAUAUACAUACUUUUUACAUUGAACUGGUUUUAGGGUAAUGGACAUACGUAUGGGUGCGUGGAGUUACCACUACCUGGCUGGUCUCCAACAAAGUAAUUCUAUUGGGAUAAAGUGCCUAGCAGCUUCGCCUUCUGGGCAAAAGUUAGCCGUAGCCUUAAACAAUGGCAGCAUAUCACUCAUCGACUCGAGAACGGGUAAACUAAUGGCACUGUCGUUCCAACAGAACGCCGACUUAUUCAACGUAAGUUAAAAUAGUCGUGUGUCGUAAGGUAAAAUCAACUUUAAUCAAUUAAAAUAAGGCAUAACGUAAGUUCCCCGUUUUGUUUCCAUGUCGGGCCCUGGACAUGAAUAUUACUAAGAAAUGGUCAAGAUAUCAUAUGAUAAAUCAUCACGAUCUUGCAGAAUACAAGCAGUUUUACUUAUUUUGCUUUUUUAGAUUGAAUGGUUGGACGAGACCCACUUUGCAUCGCUGUACCUCGAUCAUUCUGUUACAGUAUGGCAGAUUGCCAGCGGUCUCAAGUCCUGCUACAAACUGAACGAGGUAGCUCAAUCGCUUGUCAGGUAUUCUGACGAACAAUUCCUCACUCUCAACGCCAACCGGAUGAGGUUCUACCGUGGUGAGAAGUGUCACAACGAGGUAAAACUGCGGUCCGAGUUUAUUCAGGGCCAAAUAUCUGUGAUAGCGCCCCUUACCUUGAACAACAUGUUCUUGGUGGGGUCGUCCAGCGGCAUGAUGCGAUUGUCUUGCUGA
Messenger RNA from Bursaphelenchus okinawaensis, 5588 nucleotides. Lineage: Eukaryota; Metazoa; Nematoda; Chromadorea; Rhabditida; Aphelenchoididae. The record is from the annotation of a GenBank genome assembly.